Messenger RNA from Myotis brandtii (Brandt's bat), 3298 nucleotides. It is a transcript of the gene PLCB2, whose product is annotated as phospholipase C, beta 2. Gene Ontology annotation, molecular function: calcium ion binding; phosphatidylinositol-4,5-bisphosphate phospholipase C activity. Lineage: Eukaryota; Metazoa; Chordata; Mammalia; Chiroptera; Vespertilionidae. Gene Ontology annotation, biological process: lipid metabolic process; phosphatidylinositol-mediated signaling. The transcript has 24 exons. Bases 298 to 3024 code for a protein of 908 amino acids. The record is from RefSeq and is a predicted model, not a curated record.
CACUGCGUGAGGGCGGGGGCUUCGAGGAGGGGAGCCGGCCUCCCAGGGCAGGAGCAGUAACCACAGCCCCCCACUGCAGGCAGGCAGGAGGAGGCUGAUUUAAAAGGCAGCGGGGCCUCUGUCCGAAGCACUCAGCUCUGCACCCAGCCACUGCCACCGUGGGCUGCAGGAGCACCCAGACUUCCGGACCAGCUCCGGGCGGGUGCCAUGUGAGCCCAGCUUGGCUCUCCUCCUGCCCGCCCUCCUGCUGCCGGCCUCUGCCUUGUCCAGCUUCUCCAAAGAGGAACACUUGGCACCAUGUCUCUGCUCAACCCUGUCCUGCUGCCCCCGCAAGUGAAGGCCUAUCUGAGCCACGGGGAGCGCUUCAUCAAAUGGGACGACGAAACAACAUUAGCCUCCCCGGUCAUCCUCCGUGUGGACCCCAAGGGCUACUACUUGUACUGGACAUAUCAGAGUAAGGAGAUGGAGUUUCUGGAUAUCACCAGCAUCCGGGACACCCGCUUUGGGAAGUUCGCCAAGAUUCCCAAGAGCCAGAAGCUCCGGGAGGUCUUCAACCUGGACUUUCCUGACAACAACUUCCUGCUGAAGACACUCACUGUGGUGUCUGGCCCGGACAUGGUGGACCUCACCUUCCACAACUUCGUCUCCUACAAGGAGAACGUGGGCAAGGACUGGGCUGAGGAUAUACUGGCGCUGGUGAAGCACCCGCUGACAUCCAACGCCCCCCGCACCACCUUCCUGGAUAAGAUCCUGGUGAAGCUCAAGAUGCAGCUCAACCCUGAAGGGAAGAUUCCUGUGAAGAAUUUUUUCCAGAUGUUUCCUGCUGACCGAAAGCGGGUAGAAGCUGCCCUCAGUGCCUGCCACCUCCCCAAAGGCAAAAAUGACUCCAUCAAUCCUGAGGACUUCCCACAAUCUGUCUACAAGAGUUUCCUCAUGAACCUCUGCCCUCGGCCGGAAAUCGACGAGAUCUUCACUUCCCACCAUGCCAAGGCCAAACCCUACAUGACCAAGGAGCACUUGACCAAAUUCAUCAACCAGAAACAGAGGGACCCUCGCCUCAACACAUUACUGUUCCCGCCAGCGCGGCCUGACCAGGUGCAGGGCCUCAUCGACAAGUAUGAGCCCAGUGGCAUCAACGUGCAGAGGGGCCAGCUGUCACCCCAGGGCAUGGUGUGGUUUCUCUGUGGGCCAGAGAACAGCGUGCUGGUCCAGGACAAGCUGCUGGUUCACCAGGACAUGACCCAGCCACUCAAUCAUUACUUUAUCAACUCCUCGCACAACACCUACCUGACAGCCGGCCAGUUCUCGGGCCUCUCCUCUGCGGAGAUGUACCGCCAGGUACUGCUGGCGGGCUGCCGCUGCGUGGAGCUGGACUGCUGGAAGGGGAAGCUCCCGGAUGAGGAGCCCAUUAUCACCCAUGGCUUCACCAUGACCACAGACAUCUACUUCAAGGAAGCAAUUGAAGCGAUUGCAGAAAGUGCCUUUAAGACCUCCCCCUAUCCUGUUAUACUGUCAUUUGAAAACCAUGUGGACUCCUUCUGCUCCCUCAGGCCCCGCCAACAGGCCAAGAUGGCUGAGUACUGCCGGGCGAUGUUUGGUGACAUGCUGCUCACCGAGCCCCUGGAAAAGUUUCCGCUGAAACCAGGCAGCCCCCUGCCCAGCCCUGAGGAUCUCCGUGGCAAGAUCCUCAUUAAGAACAAGAAGAACCAGUUUUCAGGCCCAGCAUCCCCCAGUGGGGAGGCUGAGGGCAGCUGCCCACCCAGUGCCCCUGUGGGUGGGGACACAGUGUUGGCUGGUGAGGAAAGGGCUGAGCCAGAGGAGGAGGAGGAGGAGGAGGAGGAGGACGUGGGAGAAGAAGAGGAGGAGGAGUCGGGAAACCUGGAUGAAGAAGAGAUGAAGAAGAUGCAGUCGGAUGAGGGCACAGCGGGCCUGGAGGCGACAGCUUACGAGGAGAUGUCCAGCCUAGUCAACUACAUCCAGCCCACCAAGUUCACCUCCUUUGAGUUCUCUGCCCAGAAGAACCGAAGUUAUGUCAUCUCUUCCUUCACGGAGCUCAAGGCUUAUGACUUGCUCUCCAAAGCCGCAGUGCAGUUUGUGGACUACAACAAGCGCCAGAUGAGCCGCAUUUACCCCAAGGGCACCCGCAUGGACUCCUCCAAUUACAUGCCCCAGAUGUUCUGGAAUGCUGGCUGCCAGAUGGUUGCCCUCAACUUCCAGACAAUGGAUCUUCCCAUGCAGCAGAACAUGGCACUAUUUGAGUUCAAUGGGCAGAGCGGCUACCUCCUCAAGCAUGAGUUCAUGCGUCGGCCAGACAAGCAGUUCAACCCAUUCUCGGUGGAUGGCAUCGACGUGGUGGUAGCCACCACCCUUUCCAUUAAGGUAAUCUCGGGGCAGUUUCUGUCAGAACGCAGUGUGCGCACCUAUGUGGAAGUGGAGCUGUUUGGCCUUCCUGGGGACCCCAAGAGGCGCUAUCGCACCAAGCUGUCCCCCACUGCCAACUCCAUCAAUCCCGUCUGGAAUGAGGAGCCCUUUGUGUUUGAGAAGAUCUUGAUGCCUGAGCUGGCCUCCCUCAGGGUGGCUGUGAUGGAGGAAGGCAGCAAGUUUCUCGGACACCGCAUCAUCCCCAUCAAUGCCCUGAACACUGGAUACCACCAUCUGUGCCUGCGCAGUGAGAGCAACAUGCCCCUCACCAUGCCUGCGCUCUUCGUCCUCCUGGAGAUGAAAGACUAUGUACCUGACACCUGGGCAGAUCUCACUGUGGCCCUCGCCAAUCCCAUCAAGUUCUUCAAUGCCCAUGAUAAGAAGUCUGUGAAGCUCAAGGAAGCCAUGGGCGGUCUGCCUGAGAAGCCCUUCUCCCCCGGGAGCCCACUUGCCAGCCAGGUGAACGGGGCACCCGCCUCGACCAGCAAUGGGUCAGCAGGUAUGCACUGCGGGGGUGCUCCCACCUGCGGGGAGGGGUCCUGGCCCUCUCUGGCUGCAUCUGCAGGCGCCUCCCAGCGGGGCGGCAGAUCUGUACAAAACUAAGACUUUCACCGAGGAAGGGAACGCGGUGUCUGAGGCCUCAGCGCUGAGAAAGUGCACCGCGGGGGGCCCACGCUGGCACCCCCAGGGGGCGGGGAGGAGCAGAGCUGAGCCGGGGACCCCAGGACACCUGUCAGCCCGUCCUGUGGCUCCUGUAGCAGCUGGGCCCGGGGCCGGGGGCAGGGAGGGGCCGGAAAGAAGCUGUGAGCGAGGCCUGCUGAGUGGUCUUGAGGACCCGCUUGGGGGAGGUUCGGGCCUCGUGGGAAAGGCGGGGGCU